UAUUUUUAAGAUCAUAGUAAAAAAAACAUUUGAAGUCAAAGGCAUAAUUUCAUCAAAGAAAGAAAAAAAUGGCAGAAGAGGGAGAAGUGAUCAGUAUUCACAGCGUGGAGGAUUGGAAGAAUCAUAUGGAAAAAGGAAAUACCUCCGCGAAACUGAUUGUUGUUGAUUUUACUGCUACUUGGUGUGGGCCAUGUCGUUUAAUGAGCCCAAUUUUUGAAGAGUAUGCUAAAGAGUUUCUAAAUGUCACCUUCCUUAAGGUGGAUGUGGAUGAAUUGAAGACUGUUAGUGACGAGUGUGAAAUUAAAGCUAUGCCAACAUUCCUGUUCUUGAAACAAGGAGAGCAAGUGGACAAAUUUGUGGGUGCUAACAAGAGUGAACUGCAUUUGAAAAUAGCCAAGCAUGCUUGAAGGGUCAUGUAUCAUAUAUAUGAACAAAACUUUAUUUGAAUUAAUUCAGUUUGCAUUUUGCUAUUUUAAUGUCAGUUUGUCCGUUUUGAGUAUGGUCCGGAAUUUCUAAAUGUAGAUCAUGGUUUGAUAUUUGAAUAAAAUCUUUGUGUUGUGUGCUAGAACUUGAAUCACGUUAGUUCGAAUAAU
Messenger RNA from Vicia villosa (hairy vetch), 593 nucleotides. Its product is annotated as thioredoxin H-type-like. The record is from RefSeq and is a predicted model, not a curated record. The transcript has 3 exons. Lineage: Eukaryota; Viridiplantae; Streptophyta; Magnoliopsida; Fabales; Fabaceae. The coding region runs from base 69 to 407 and encodes 112 amino acids.